Messenger RNA from Oikopleura dioica, 2400 nucleotides. NCBI's taxonomy places the organism in Eukaryota, Metazoa, Chordata, Appendicularia, Copelata, Oikopleuridae. The record is from the annotation of a GenBank genome assembly.
AUGAAGGAGUCAAUCUCAGUUUACUGCCGGGUGAAACCUACAAAAGACACUGCUCGACAUGAGGCCUCACUCGUCGAUAAACUAAAGCAGCUGGAAAUUGUCGUCCCGAAACUAGAUACUGAUGGACAUGUGAACAACAAAACAGAAUUGCAUAAAUACAAAUUCAACGAAAUAUUCGAACAAUCGGCGUAUCAAGAUCAGAUCUUUAGCAAAGUAGCAAAACCAGUCGUCGACAAUGUGCUUAAUGGAUACAACGGUACUAUCUUCGCUUACGGUCAAACUGGCUCAGGAAAAACUUUUACCGUCACUGGUGGAGCGGAGAAAUACGCAGACAGAGGGUUGAUUCCUAGGACACUGAGCUAUCUCUUCGAGCGAUUCAUGGUUGAUGACGAAAACGAUUAUAAAAUGCAGAUUUCCUACCUCGAGUUGUAUAAUGAAAACGGUUACGAUUUGCUCUCCCCUGCUCACGAUUUCAAGGGACUCGAAGAUCUGCCAAAAGUCACGAUUCUUGAAGACCCAAACAGCGGCAUAAAAAUACGAAAUUUGCAAACAUUUCCGGUUGCCACGGAAGAAGAGGCAAUAAAUCAGCUCUUUGUUGGAGACACAAACAGAUCGAUCGCAGAAACACCGAUGAAUAUGGCCUCCACUCGGGGUCACUGCAUUUUUACAAUUUACAUUGAAUCAAGGAGAUCUGAAAGUUCAGUCAUCAAGCGAUCAAAGCUCCAUCUUGUCGAUCUUGCUGGUUCUGAAAGAAUCGGAAAAUCUAGCGUGGAAUGGAACUCGCAAGUUGCAAGAGAAGGGAAGUACAUAAACCUUUCCCUACAUUUCUUGGAGCAAGUUAUUGUGGCUUUGAGCGAGAAGAAAAGAGAUCAUGUGCCCUACAGAAACUCUAUGCUCACAUCUGUCUUGCGAGACUCCCUCGGCGGCAAUUCUAUCACCUCUAUGAUUGCCACUGUCUCACUAGAGCCAGCGAACAUACAAGAGUCUCUUGCGACUUGUAGAUUUGCCCAACGAGUUGCAAAGAUUAAAAAUGAAGCUGUUUUGAAUGAAGAGCUUGAUCCAAGCCUGCAGAUUCAACGGUUAAAACGAGAGGUCAAUCAGCUGAAAGAGCAAUUAAGACUUCAAGAUGGAAGCCCGAACGCCGGAGAACUUCUGACAGAGUCCGAAAAGCACGACCUCGAUCACCAAAUACAGAACUUCCUCAAAGACCCUGAUCCUGAAACAGUACUGAAUCUUGACGGAGAUAUGCGAAAAAUCAACUACUCAAUCAAACGCCUCAAAAAAUUCGCCAACUCUUCUGGUCGUCCCGAAGGAAUCGUCCGCGAGAGUGGUGAAAGUGCCAAUGUAAAUUCUAAGCACAAGCAGUUUCAAAUCACACCGGAAGAGCUUAUCAGAUUGAAAGAGAUCCUUGAGCAAAGAGAUACAGAAAUCGCUGUUCUGACACAAUUAUUGAAAAAAGAAAGACGCAAGCCAAGGAAAAGGCAAACAACUCCAUAUGAGCCAGAAAAAUACACAAAUCCUCCUCUUGAUCAUGCCCAUUCGAGCACUAUCGCCGUUUCUGAAGAUCUCUCCUCAAACACGCUGAAAAUGACUUCAAACAAUAUGUCCGAGGGCCGCAAAAUGGCCUUUGAACGUUGGCGAGCUGAUGUCUAUGUCGAAGAUAAAAACUACAGGGCGCAGAAGAGCGAGCUCGGCGAUUUGAUUUUGCAAGCAAAGGAAUUGGAACAAAUUGCCGUUCGAGAAGCAACUGGGCAUCUUGACAACGAGAUGGUUCAAAAAGCUAAUGAUCUUAGACGAGAGAUAGAGGUUAAUCGGCGGAGCUAUCAAGAUGCUGUGCUUGAGCUGAAAAAGAUCAAGCCCGAAGUCGAACAUCUAAAACACUCGAUCGAACGACAACGCAUUGAUAUGCAUAAGGAAUUCGACAAAUGGUUCCAAGAUCAAGCGGAGCGAACUUCCCUUCGGUCCUCUUCAGCUGCCUCCUUUGCUGCCGAGCAACGCUCUCGUCCUGUUUCUGCCGCUUCUCAAGCUACAGGCGUAUCUCUUACUGGGCAUCUUCGAAACGUCAAAAAGCGAAAAUUUACUUACAAAAGUCUACGUCAAAUUGCAUGUAAAACACUGAAGACGAAUCUUUCGGAGUAUCAAGAAUUCCUUGAUGAAGAACCAAAGGAGUAUCUCAAGUACAUGGCUCAAGAUGGCGAGUGGGCCGACCACGUAAUCAUCCAAGUUUGCGCUGAAGUUCUCCGUCGACCAAUUCUCAUCGUCAACUCAGACCCUUGGAAUGAGCUUCUUUUCGUCAAACCAAGAACGACCGACAAAGUUCACGGCCGUGCUCUCAUCCUUGGCCAUCUUAACAACGAGCAUUAUGUCGCCCUCACCAUUAAAACGCCCGAAUGUCAGUGA